Messenger RNA from Penicillium vulpinum, 717 nucleotides. Its product is annotated as glutathione S-transferase family protein. The record is from RefSeq and is a predicted model, not a curated record. Bases 1 to 717 code for a protein of 238 amino acids. The transcript has 3 exons. NCBI's taxonomy places the organism in Eukaryota, Fungi, Ascomycota, Eurotiomycetes, Eurotiales, Aspergillaceae.
AUGUCUUCAAACAUCACUCUAUAUACCUGGCCCACGCCAAAUGGUAUCAAAGCCUCCAUCACUCUCGAGGAGCUUGGGAUUCCUUAUAAAGCUGAAUUUAUUGAUAUCAACUCCAGCUCGAAUCCCCAAAAAGAAGAAUGGUUCUUGAAGAUUAAUCCCAAUGGCCGUAUCCCCGCUCUGCUCGAUGGCUCCACGCGCGUUUUCGAGAGCGGAGCAAUCAUGUCAUAUUUGACCGACAAGUACGACACCGAUCGCAAGAUCAGUUACGCCCCUGGCACUCCUGAGCACGCCGAACAAACCUCCUGGUUAAUGUUCCAAAUGGGUGGACUCGGGCCUAUGCAAGGACAAGCAAACCACUUCCGUCUCUUCGCCAACACGCGCUCUGAUUACGCUAUCCAGCGGUAUAUCAACGAGACGAAGCGUCUGUUCUCGGUCCUAGAAUCGCGAUUGAAGGAAAGUCCUUACCUCGCGGGUGACAAGUAUACUAUUGCCGAUAUUGCAAGUUUUUCUUGGGUUCGUGGGGCUCCUGUUACCUUGGAGAUUGAUCUGUCUGAGUUCCCCGCCUUGAAGAAGUGGGUUGAGGAGAUCGAUAAGCGUGCCGCUGUUCAAAAUGGGGCGAAUUCUCCUCGUUCGACUUGGACUCCUGAGGAGAGGGCUGAAAACUUCCGGAAGUGCCGGGCCAAGAUUGAUGCCAUGACAACUACUGAUAAGCAUUGA